AUGUCAGGUUCCAUGCGCGAGUCGCUGAAGGCGCUGAACACAACCUUCUCGGCCACUACCGUCCCCUACCCUCUCCCCGACGAGCUCUAUGCGACCAUAGAAGCCUUCCUCGAGCGCUAUGACGACAUUGACGACCACGACUCCCAGCGCUUUCACGAUGAUCUCCACGCGCUAUACCUCCGCCACGUCGCCAGUAGUCCCGAAAAGCGCGGCGCCUUCUUAUCAGCUCUGCGACUGCUUCGGCCCGCGAUAACGGGCGAGGCGCGUCUGACCGCCUGGUGGAACUCGGCCCUGAGGCCUGUCAUCGACGGCAUAGGCUACAAGAAGAGCGAGAUUGAAGAUGCGAGGGCCUUUAUCCAGAGUAUAUUGGUGUACGACAAUGAGGUCGACAAAGAUGGGGAGCAUGCGCGCUUAUCCGCUCUCUUCACCAAGAAGAUACUCGACGCAUACUUGGCGCGGACCAACGUGCCUGCCUCGCCUGAAGAUGCCGUGAGGCCAGAGAACGAGUUUGUGGCCCAUGAGCUCGAAGCUGUCCUGGUCGACUUUGGGCGCAAGAUGCCCAAGGUCCUCCUCCUCACGCUCGACAAUCUCCUCCUGCAGAAGCAGCAUCGCAUACAGGCCUUGAACCUGCUCAGUGCCUUCGUCCGCCUCCAGCCGCCGCACCUCCACCUCGUCCUCGAAACCCCGCUCAUCCAGAACCUUGAGAAAUGCCUGCUCAUAGACAACUCGUCCACUGUCAUCGAGCUCGCCCUUGUCGUCCUCAUCAUGUUCCUUCCUCACAUAUGUGGAGCACUGACCUCCGAUCACCACCUCGAGAAAAUGUUUCUGGUCUACUGUCGGAUACUAUGUUGGGACAAGUUGGGUAACACCGACGAGAAAGGCGGUGAUAUGGACAUGCAAGACGACGAUAGCGAAGAGGGGGACGACGAAACCGAUGCCGACUCUGAACAGGCCUGGGAGCAGGUGCAGCCAGCCAUGGACUACCCUGAUUGCCCGCCGCCGACUCUUAUGCAUUAUUUCACCUUCCUAUACGGCCUCUUUCCUCUCAACUUCAUGAGCUUUGUGCGCAAGCCAAGGAAGUAUCUCAAGUCACUCAACUUUCCAGGCGCGCGCGACUUCGACCUGGACCAAGAUCUCAUCCACAGCCGGACGGAACCCUACCGCCGCGUUCAUCUACUACACCCGAACAUGUUCACAACCACUGUCGAAGACGAGCUGAGCGAGAACAGGUGGCUGAAAAGCGACCCCGCAGACGUCGUCAUAGAAUGUAUGGACCUUUGCGUUGCCGUAUCGUCGACUUUGGAGGACCCCGGCCCACCACCCAAUUCAGCCUUACCCCCUGUCCCAGAGAUACCCUCGCAAUUCACUCUGGACGACCAGGACGGCACAACAGUACACGAUUCAGAUGCAAGCUGGAGGAAUACCCAGUCGACUAUGAACGUUUCGUCAAGCGAUGCUCCAGAUGUUCCCGAUCUUGAACUCCCAUCAAGGAGCAAGUCUAUAAAGUCCGCGGUAUCUAUCAAGUCCAUGGCCUCACCGUUGCUGAAAGGUCGCGACAUGAUGGAUUCUCCAACACUGCCGCCCACUAAAGAUACAAAGAAGCCGGAUAUGUCUGGUCAAUCCGCACGGCGGUUCGUGGCACAUCAACCCAGCCUGGACAGUUUCGCCCAGUCAAUCUCCGGCAAUCAAUCUACCCACCAUGACUUCCAAAACCACACCAUGGCGUCUUUGCAAAGAGAGAUCAUGCUACUUCGGAAUGACCUCAACUUUGAGCGGUAUCUCAAAUUGCAGCAUCUUGCUCACAUCGGACAGCUACAGCGGAAGCACAUCAAAGAAGCGACUGUGGAGGCGGAGACUCAGAAUCUGAUCAACACCAACAAGACACUAAAAGCCAAACUCGCCAAGGCAAACGAGCUGUACGCCCAACUCAAGAAGGAAACGCUCACGAGUCGCAGUCAGUCCAAGAAGUGGGAAAGCGAGUUGAACAACAAGGUGCGAUCGUACAAAGAGAGUGAAAAGACCUGGCACAGUGACGAGGGCGGUCUGCGAUAUGAGCUCCAAAGGACACAAUCAGACUACGAGCAACUCAAGAAGAUUGUGGAGAGAGCUGAGGCAGAGCAACUAAAAGCCCAACAACGAACCAAAGCGUUGGAAUACGAGCUUGAAGACUACGCCGACAUUAGGCGGGAGCUUGAGGGUGCGCAAGAUAAGAUCAUAGCAUUCGAAGACCAGAGGAAGGAGCUACAUACCCUCAUCCAGGAGCGGAACGACUUGCGCAACGAUCUCGAAAUCGCAAACAUGCGGUUGAACAGCCGUGAGCAGGAACGCGAGCGGUCGAUCAAGGCUUACGAGCGCCGGAUUAUGGAGCUCGAGUCCCGACUACAAUCUUCCGACAGAAGCACUGGCAAGCCAGGGCAACUGCCGUCGUCUGUGCAGCAGAUGCUCGACUCUGCGCUUGCAGCGAGCAAUGCCAAAAUGCAGCAACUCAAGAAGACUCAUUACCGCCUCCUUGAGCAAUAUACCGAGCUGCAGAUGAAGUACCAUGAGCUCGAAGGGGAGCGAGAGGCUGAGAUGGGACAGCUCUAUCCCCGGGACAAGUCUGGUCAUAUCGAGUUUGGCACUUCACGGGUCAGUCGCAACUCCAGCCUCAGACAGGCGACCAACUACAGCUCGAGAUAUUUGACACCUCUAUCUACUGCCGAGGCCACCCCCAGCGAGGAGCAAGAGUAUUACGAAUACCGAUCGCCGGACUCCGUCCACAGCCCAGGAUCAGCCGCGUCACCACCUCGUCCUGCUCGGCUUGAAUCACUACAACAGGGGAAGCCGCAACGAUCUCAAACAGCGCCAUCGCCGUACCCUGGGUUUGGUGGCGGAUACGGACCAAACUUUUCCGCAGCAUAUGAUGCGUCUCUCCACAAUCAGUUUCAGGCUCCAAAGCCUCAAUCUAGCGGACAGAGUAGUUUCUCCGCCGACACCGAUGGAAGCUCAAGUAAGGAGAGAAAAGACAAAGUAGACCCGAAAUCGGAGGUCCGGAUAUACGGGCGGGGCGGCGCUCAGAACAUCGGAAAGAAGGUCAAAGAGAAGGAACAGAAGAAGCCUUCGUCUUCCAAAACUGGUGGCUUCCGCGGCCUCAAGGGCAUAAUGUGA
Messenger RNA from Alternaria infectoria, 3147 nucleotides. RefSeq lists its product as uncharacterized. Gene Ontology annotation, cellular component: TSC1-TSC2 complex. The transcript is spliced from 4 exons. NCBI's taxonomy places the organism in Eukaryota, Fungi, Ascomycota, Dothideomycetes, Pleosporales, Pleosporaceae. The record is from RefSeq and is a predicted model, not a curated record. Gene Ontology annotation, biological process: regulation of cell cycle; negative regulation of TOR signaling. The coding region runs from base 1 to 3147 and encodes 1048 amino acids.